Harpia harpyja (harpy eagle) is the source of this 1434-nucleotide messenger RNA. RefSeq names its product ribosomal RNA processing 7 homolog A (gene RRP7A). Gene Ontology annotation, molecular function: RNA binding. Lineage: Eukaryota; Metazoa; Chordata; Aves; Accipitriformes; Accipitridae. The coding region runs from base 126 to 953 and encodes 275 amino acids. The record is from RefSeq and is a predicted model, not a curated record. Gene Ontology annotation, biological process: ribosomal small subunit assembly; rRNA processing. Gene Ontology annotation, cellular component: UTP-C complex; CURI complex. The transcript has 7 exons.
CUUGUUAAACUCAACGCUCGGGUGGCGGCGGGUCCCCCAGCGCGGCCAUUAGCAAUGCCGCGCCGGCGCGGGGGAACUACAACUCUCGGCGGCCCCCGCGCCCCACUGCUUCCUGCCGAGCUAAGAUGGCGGCCGGCGAGCAGCGUGUGGUUAGCGCGGCGCCGGCGGGCUACACGGCUCUGGCGGUGAAGUUCGGGGCGCGGCAGCGCUCGCCCCACUGCCUGUUGGUGAAGGAGCACCAGGUGCGGGAAGGGGCCGGCACCGCGCACCCGCCUCGCCGCACCCUCUUCGUCCUCAACGUCCCCCCGUACUGCAGCCCGGACUCUCUCUCUAGGCUGUUCACCCGCUGCGGGCCUGUCCAGUCUGUGGAGAUCUGUGACAAGCCAGGGCCGGGAGAGAAAAAAGAAAAACAGACGUCCAAAUUCUUCAACCGCAAAACUGUAACGGGAUUUCAAGUAGCAUAUGUGGUAUUCAGGAAACCAGCUGGUGUCCAGGCAGCCAAGACCCUGUCACGGGAAGGUCCCUUGCUCAUAUCAACAGAGAGUCACCCUGUGAAAACUGGCAUUAGCAAGUGGAUCGCCAGCUAUGCAGCCUCAGUCGUGGAUCGGGAGGAGCUGAAGGCUGAGGUGGAUGCCUACAUGCAAGACUAUGACAAAAAGAUAGCAGAGGAAGAAGCCAAAGCAGCCAAGCAGGAGGGUGUUCCAGAUGAGGAGGGCUGGGUGAAGGUAACACGAAAGGGCCGGAAGCCUGGCCUACCCCGGAUGGAGGCUGCUAACCUGCGGAUGCUGGAGAGGGAGAAACAGAAAAGGGCCCGCAAAGAGCUGCUCAGCUUCUAUGCCUGGCAGCAUCGUGAGACCAAGAGAGAGCACAUUGCCCAGCUGAGGAAGAAAUUUGAGGAGGACAAGCAGAGAAUCGCGCUGAUGCAAGCCCAGCGCAAGUUUCGGCCGUACUAAGCUGUGCUGAGCUGUUCCUCAGAUGCCUGUGCUGGAGGGUGGGAGAGAUGCCUAUGGACUCCGUGUGCCAAAGGAUUUCAAGGAAUUGAGGCAGCUUCAGAUUGUCCCUGCCCUUGGAUCUGAAAUGGGACAUCCCAGCAACUGCCACUGGAGGGGGAGUUUCCUUCAUUUGCACUGGUAUCGUCCUGCUUUCCAGGCCAUCGUUUGGCCCUGGGGCACCACUUCCCAGGGUGCUCAGGUCAAGGGACUCAGGCACUUCCUGUGACAACCUGUAUUUCCCUGCCACCCAAGGCCCUCCUAAAGCUUGGUGAGAGCUGGGAUUGAUCUAGCACAGCCUCUGCAGGCACAGGGAAUGGCUGAAGAACUGCAAAUAAACUGCUGCUAUGUUCUCAAAACACAGGAAUGCCUCUCUCCCCCCCUUGGUCUGCUGUGGGGGACAGCUUCUUGUGUGCUGGGGUGGCAAUAAAAGUCAUGGCUUGUA